Psylliodes chrysocephalus is the source of this 1184-nucleotide messenger RNA. The record is from the annotation of a GenBank genome assembly. Lineage: Eukaryota; Metazoa; Arthropoda; Insecta; Coleoptera; Chrysomelidae.
GAUAACAAUAUUUUAAAAAUACCUACAUAAAUAGGUACAAAAAAAAAUUUUUGUUAGUCGAUCGCAUUAAUAACCAAGUAAUAUUUGUUAACUAAAUAAUGAACAAAAUAUUGAUAUUUUCAUUUUUAUUUUUAUCCAACUUUCUUGUAUAUUACACACAAGAAACGGAUUGUACAAAAACCUGUGGAAUAAACGCAAAAUGUGACAUUGUUAACAAUGUACAGACGUGUGUUUGUAUUCUUUCAAUAAUGGAAGGAGAUCCUAAUGUUGAAUGUAUUAAUCCAGAACUGACACCGGUUGACUUCAGCCUUGCCACUGCCACAAGAAACGAUGUUACUUAUGAAUUCUAUACAGCCUCUUCAGGAAAAUGUGAUAUAUCAAAAUUAAAUAAACAUCACAGAACCAUCAUCAUCACUCAUGGCUACAGAGGUACAAUUACAGAAAAUUGGAUUCAAGAAGCUAAGGAAGCUUUUCUUAAACUUAACAUUUAUAAUAUUAUUUUGGUCAACUGGACACCAGCUGCUGGUCCAUUAUUGAGCGCGGCUGGUAACAACGUAAAAAGAGUUGGGAAAUAUCUUGCUCAAACCAUUUUAGGCGCUAAGCUUCGACCAGAGCUUAUACAGAUUGUUGGUUUUGCUCUCGGCAGUCACGUUGCAGGUCAUGCAGGCAAAUACAUUACAGCCAAAACUUUUAGAACCUUAGGUCGAAUCACAGCUCUGGAAUCUUCUGGUAAAAUGGAGGUUGCUGGUACUUUCCCGGAAAGCCGACUAAAUCAAACUGAUGCUUUGUUCGUGGAUGUAGUUCAUACCAAUACCAGAAGAAUUGGUUACAAGAAAACCAUUGGACAUUGCGAUUGGUACGUGAACUUCGGAAGUGUUCAACCGGGAUGUGAAGUAGAUCCCACACAAAACGAUUUUUGCAGUCACAAAAGAUCCCAAGUAUUGUAUGUAGAAUCAAUUACGAAGAAAGUUAUGAGUGAAGAAAUUUUAGUUUCAUUUGAUGAAGAUGAUAAUGCUACUUUUACUCCACUACCUCGUCCUAAGAAAAUUGUGUUUGGACAAUGGGUUAAUUUGAAUGCAAGAGGUGUAUAUCUUUUAAAAACUAGAAGUACAGAACCACUUUUAAUUUAAAAUUGUAAAUUCAUUUCAAUAAAUUGUUUACAAAUUUUUAAUUUUAAUUUUAAA